This is a messenger RNA of Jaculus jaculus (lesser Egyptian jerboa), 887 nucleotides long. RefSeq lists its product as uncharacterized. The record is from RefSeq and is a predicted model, not a curated record. NCBI's taxonomy places the organism in Eukaryota, Metazoa, Chordata, Mammalia, Rodentia, Dipodidae. The transcript has 4 exons. The coding region runs from base 84 to 347 and encodes 87 amino acids.
CCGGGGUGGAGCCAGAGAGGGCGGGGAGUUUAGGCAGCUCCGACCCCUCAGACCCCCCUCAGGAGACCUUCGGAGCCCGGGACAUGUCACGAUUGAGGAGAUACGAGGUGGCGCUGGAGGCGGAGGAGGAGAUCUACUGGGGCUGCUUUUACUUUUUCCCUUGGCUGCGAAUGUGGCGCCGAGAGCGGAGCUCAGCGCACCCCCGGGAGCAGAAGCUGGACCCUCUGCGGGGCCUAAUGAGCUGUCUGUCCAGUGGCCUGGGGCCUGCUCCCCAACGCUCGGGUCGUGGCCUCCUCUGUCGCACCCCCACCACCGCUGCCCAGACAGCCGGAGCAUUAAAGAUUUAAAGCCAAGUCCACCGGACUGCCUUCCUGACUCUACCACCACCGCAGCCACCAUUUAUUUGGACUGGGAGCCCCACUCCGCGCCUGCUGUUUCCUGACAGGGUCUCCCUCCUUGGUCGGAUGGCCUUCUAUGUCAAGGGCCCCUCAUCAGUUUCAGGCUUCCUGUUCCUAUCAGUGACUGCCUCCCUGUCACAGCCUUCCUAAAAAGCACUGGUCACUGGUAGUAGACCACACCUUAUCCUGCAACCCCCAAAUUGCCACCUUCCUCUAACCAGAACUUUGCCAAGUGUCUGAAGAGUCAUUUCUUCCUGAGAGUGAAUCGAAAGCAUCUUAGGGCUGGAGAGAUGGCUUAGCAGUUAAGGUGCUUGUGUGCAAAGCCUAAGGACUCGGGUUGGAUUCCCCAGUACCGGUGUAAGCCAGUUACAUUAGAUGGCGCAUGGCAUCUGGAGUUUGGGUGGCUAGAAGUUGUGGCGGGUCCAUUCUCUGUCUCUGUCUGCCCCUUUCUCUCAUAAAUAAAUAAAUUAAUUAAAUUUAAAAAAUAAA